This is a messenger RNA of Mercurialis annua (annual mercury), 1614 nucleotides long. Its product is annotated as shikimate kinase 1, chloroplastic. Gene Ontology annotation, molecular function: shikimate kinase activity. The transcript has 11 exons. Gene Ontology annotation, cellular component: chloroplast. Lineage: Eukaryota; Viridiplantae; Streptophyta; Magnoliopsida; Malpighiales; Euphorbiaceae. The coding region runs from base 309 to 1238 and encodes 309 amino acids. The record is from RefSeq and is a predicted model, not a curated record.
AAAAGAAAAAUACUGUUUCUCCCACCACAACCUAACCAUCGCUGUUAUAAACUGAAAACCCAACUCAAGCCACCAACACAACACUCCACAACAAACAUAUAAUCAAACGUCUCAAUUACCUUUUCAAUUCUCUUCUUUAUUCUUCAUUUUUAAUUUGAUUUUUGAUUAUACAGAUUCUGUUUCUGGGUUCUCUCUGAGAAAUUUUGAUCUGGGUAUCGCCGAUUUAGCUUAGUGGACUAAUAAUAUUCAGUAAAGUUCAAAUCUUGGAUUGAGCUGUUGUUGAAAAUACGCUUUGUUUUUGGUUACUAAUGGAUGCCAAAUUGGUGCAAGGAGUACAAUUUUCAACGUUAUGGACUGAUUCUAGCCAGUUUUCAAGGAGAAAUUCACAUGGUUCGUUGCGGUUUUCGAGUAAAUUGAAGGGGAAACAGAGGUCUGAAGUGGUUAAUUCAGCUAAGUUUAUGCCUUUGAGUAAUAAACAUAAGCAUAAAUUUGUGCCUUUGGAGGUCUCAUGUUCUUAUACCAAAGCUUCAGUAUUGGAAUCAGGAAAUAUCCAUGCUUCUUCUGAAGAAUAUUUGAUUUUGAAGAAUAAGUCACAAGCAGUUGAGCCCUAUUUAAGCGGACGUUGUUUAUAUCUCGUAGGAAUGAUGGGCUCCGGAAAAACCACUGUGGGCAAGAUUCUUGCACAAGCGCUUGGAUAUACAUUCUGCGACUGUGAUACCUUAAUAGAGCAGGAAGUAAAUGGAGCUUCAGUAACUGAAAUCUUUAACUUGUAUGGAGAAGGUUUCUUCAGAACAAAAGAGACGGAGGCCUUUAAAAAGUUGUCUGGGAUGCAUCAAAUGGUUGUUUCUACUGGUGGAGGUGCAGUUAUACGGCCCAUUAACUGGGAAUACAUGCAAAAGGGAAUAAGUGUCUGGUUGGACGUUCCUUUGGAAGCAUUAGCAAAAAGGAUUGCAUCCGUGGGAACUGAUUCUCGCCCCCUUUUACAUCACGAAUCAGGCGACGCAUACACAAAGGCCUAUAGGCGUUUGUCUGCUAUACUUGAAGAGAGAGGAGAAUUGUAUGCAAAUGCAAAGGCCAGGGUUUCUCUGGAAAAUAUUGCAGCCAAACUGGGAUAUAAAGAUGUGUCCAGUAUCUCGCCAACCGCAAUUGCAGUUGAGGCUCUAGAACAAAUUGAGAAUAUCUUAAAGAAAGAGGAAUGGAAUAUAGCAUUACAAGACACUGGUUCUGAUGGUUUGUGAUCUCAUCCUGUUAUAUCUGUCUAUGUUGCACGAAAAUUGUAGAGUCUUACGUUUUGGCGUUCUGUUUUUUGUUAUCGUGAACACUUCUGAAACUCCUAAACUUUAUAUUUAUAACUUUUUCCUGUAAGAAAUGUCGUUUUAUCGCUUUCUGUUGUAAGGUUUUUUCAGCGUCUUCGUGCAACAUAGAUGCCUGUAGCGCAUGCCUUGGCUCUAAAUUUAUUAGUGAAACGAGGAAUGCGGCUUGUAAUUAUGUAUCAGAUAAAAAUGUGUGAUUGUUGGCUUGUCUAAUGCUGAAGCAUGUAAUUGUAACACUGUGAUGAGUAUUGCUUGUUGAGUUAUACUACACAUUCUCAGAGCAGGUCGAUUUUGUUGGGUU